Dama dama (fallow deer) is the source of this 1847-nucleotide messenger RNA. Its product is annotated as orphan sodium- and chloride-dependent neurotransmitter transporter NTT5-like. Gene Ontology annotation, cellular component: membrane. The record is from RefSeq and is a predicted model, not a curated record. NCBI's taxonomy places the organism in Eukaryota, Metazoa, Chordata, Mammalia, Artiodactyla, Cervidae. Bases 120 to 1475 code for a protein of 451 amino acids. Gene Ontology annotation, biological process: sodium ion transmembrane transport. The transcript has 10 exons.
CUCCCCACCCGCCACCCCAAUCCAAACGAUCCGUCUGCUUCAAGUCCAAUUCUUUUGAGUCCGGUCAACGAGGAAGGAGGCCCCAUCCCUGCAGAAGCAGCAAUUAGAGUUCACCCAGGAUGAUAACUGUUAAUGAAGACAUGGAGGCUCAGGAGGAGAAAUCUCAGCUGUCUGUACCUUCAACUUCCAUAUCCCUGACUGCUACUACCUCAGCUUACCAGUUAGUGUCUGAGCUGCCCACUGAGGAGAGCCAGAAGUUUGACCUUCUGUCAGCACAAGUUUGGUCUGAUGAAGAUAAUGAAGACACACUGGAGACCCUAAGCAAAGAUGAGCCAAAGGAUGGAACCCUCCAUGAACGACCAAUCUGGGCCAAUAAAACUGAGUACCUCCUGGCCCAGGUGGGCUUCUCUGUGGGGCUAAGCACCAUCUGGCGCUUUCCUUAUCUGUGUUUUCACAAUGGAGGUGGCAGUUUUAUCAUCAUCUACAUCCUGAUGAUGUUUUUUGUUGGGAUUCCUCUUCUCUUCCUGGAGAUGGCAGCUGGUCAGAGGAUGCGUCAGGGCAGCAUUGGUGUGUGGAAGGUCAUCAGCCCCUGGAUUGGUGGUGUAGGGUAUACAAGCCUCAUGGUGUGCAUCAUCGUGGGCUUGUACUACAGUGUGCUCAUGGCCUGGAAUCUCUUCUAUUUGGUCCAGUCUUUCCAGUCUCCACUACCGUGGUUAUUGUGCCCCCUAUCACAGAACUCCAGUGUUGAUUCUGAAUGCGCACGGACCAACCCCACCACAUACUUCUGGUACCGGAAGGUAUUGAAGGCCACAGAUGAAAUCGAGGUAGAUGGGAAACCACUCUUACAUUUGAGUGCCUCUGUCCUUGUGAUCUGGUUAAUCAUCUGCAUCUCCAUGAUCAAAGGGCCAAAGUCCACUGGAAAGGUACCAGCCCUGUAUUCUAUGGAAGUGUGGCGCCGAACAGGAAACCAGCUCUUCUUGUCCUUGGGCCCCGGCUUUGGCAGCUUCACAGCAAUCAGCUCGUACAUCCCUCGGUCCAAUAACUGUAUCAUUGAUGCCUAUGCUGUGGCUUUUCUCAACUUGCUUGCCUCACUGACUACCACGGUGUUUGUAUUUGCUGUAAUGGGCCACUUGGUCACAGAUAGCAACGAAAAAUGUUACUUGAUGAAUGCCAAAAAAGUGAUGGAUCUGAUCAUUGCCCAGGUCCUGCCGCCUGAGGCCCACCCUCCAGACAGUCUGUACUAUGAUCCGAGCUCCAUCUACCCCAAGUGGCUCAACAACCUCCCUGAACACAUCAAAAACAGAAUCCUACCCAAUUUGACUGAAUGUGACUUAUCUAAGGAAUUGAAUAAGGUUAUGUUCGGUCCAGGUGUGGUCAUUGUGACAUUUAGUGAUAUCAUCUCUUUGUUUUCUGGACCCACCUUCUGGUCCAUCAUUACCUUCCUGUUGCUGGUGAACCUGGGGCUGAGCACUUGAUAGGAAUCAUACAAGGCAUCAUCACCCCUCUCCAGGAUACUUUCUCCCUCAGGGAGCAUUCAAAACUGCUCACAGUGGGUGUCUGUGUGCCUAUGUUCCUGGGCAGCCUCCUUUUUGUGAGGCCCUCAGGCAGCUACUAUGUGAACCUGCUGGAUGACUACUGGGUAUCUCUGCCCCUUUUCUUCAUUGUCAUCUUGGAGACCAUUGCCAUGGCCUGGAUCUAUGGGGCCAGGAGUCAAAUGAGGUGACCCGAAUUUAUCCAUCAUGGGCUAAAGCCUUGCUUAUAUUCCUCGUCAUCAUCACCGUCCUCCCUGUCCCUGUCUACUUUUUCUACACCGUCAUCAUUCGGGUGGUUUCUCCUGUCUCCAUGAU